Messenger RNA from Pogonomyrmex barbatus (red harvester ant), 1455 nucleotides. Its product is annotated as soluble calcium-activated nucleotidase 1. Gene Ontology annotation, molecular function: GDP phosphatase activity; calcium ion binding; UDP phosphatase activity. The record is from RefSeq and is a predicted model, not a curated record. Gene Ontology annotation, biological process: proteoglycan biosynthetic process. Lineage: Eukaryota; Metazoa; Arthropoda; Insecta; Hymenoptera; Formicidae.
UAUCAAGUCGAUUGUUUUAGAUACGAGCUACGCGUCGUUCCACUAAAGUCAAAAAUAGUCACGUGGCUAGAUUAGGUUAGAUUAAAUUUCCGUCAUGCGGCGAUACUGCUGUCACUAGUGUCAUUGCAUCAUAGAAAUGACGUGUUUUUAGGUUAGGUUUAGAUCGCUGUUACGAUCGCGUCAAGCCGGCACGUGUCACGACGUUGAGAUCUAACGUGCCUUUGAUCGUUCUCGGCACACGGAUGCGAAUUGACGCACAUGAGGAACGGCAGCAGGGAGACCAUGUCAUAUCUACGUGACUGGCGACAAGCGUUGCGUGCACCAUACGUUUACCGAGUGGCAAACAGCACCUUCCGCAUUCAGGGCCAGUUCUUGGCACUGAUCCUCCUCAUUCUGAGCGUGCCGAUUUUCUUUCUCGCGUAUCCAUUGUUGCAUGGUAUCAUGUGUUCGCCACCGAACCAGAAUCUGUCCCAGUGUCGCUACUACAAGUAUAACCGAACAUACCCUACCUCGACGCCCAUUAGAACCUCCAAGGGCAUUACCUAUCGAAUAGCGAUAGUGAGUGAUCUUGAUCAUGAUUCAAAGCUCGCAGAUAAAAAAGACAUGUGGCAUAGCCUUAUGAGAACUGGUAAUCUCUAUUGGAAUCCCAUCAGCAAUUUUCUAUCUGUUAUCUGGGAUGACAGAACUACCGUAUUGUCCUCGUCGUUGUCUAUGAAGGGACGUGGAAUGGAAUUGUCGGAAUUAGUGACUUUCGACGGUCGUCUAUUAUCCUUUGAUGAUCGUACAGGGAUGAUAUAUUUCAUUGAAGGUGAUCAGGUUUACCCCUGGGUUAUUUUAAUGGAUGGCAAUGGUAAAAAUCACAAAGGUUUUAAAUCUGAAUGGGCAACUAUCAAAGAUGAACAGCUGUACGUUGGCAGCAUGGGAAAGGAAUGGACUACACCAUCUGGUGAAUUUGAACAUAAUAAUCCAUUAUGGAUAAAAGUAGUAUCACCACGUGGCGAGACACAUUCUCUCAAUUGGAUCUCUUACUACAAACGAUUAAGGCAAGCGAUUAACAUCGAAUAUCCAGGUUACAUGAUACAUGAAUCUGGAGCUUGGAGCGAUAUACAUAAAAGUUGGUUCUUUUUGCCUAGAAGAUGUUCUCAUGAACGUUACAAUGAAACACGGGACGAAACAAUGAGCUGUAAUGUUAUGCUAACUGCGGAUGAAAAUUUUGUUGAUAUUAAAGUUACUCAUGUCGGAGAUCUAAUCCCAAUUAGAGGUUUUUCCAGUUUCAAGUUCCUUCCUGGUUCGCAAGAUUCUAUUAUAAUAGCUUUAAAGACUGAGGAAUAUCAAGGGCGCACCGCUACAUAUAUUAUGGCAUUUACAAUAGACGGAACGAUAAUAAUGUCUGAAAAUAAAAUAAUGGAUAAAAAAUUUGAAGGACUAGAAUUUAUAUGACAAUUAGAAAUAGUU